Molecule: messenger RNA, 597 nt
Organism: Callorhinchus milii (elephant shark)
Lineage: Eukaryota; Metazoa; Chordata; Chondrichthyes; Chimaeriformes; Callorhinchidae
Product: putative olfactory receptor 13C6
Exons: 1
Coding region: 1-597 (198 amino acids)
Biological process (GO): G protein-coupled receptor signaling pathway
Cellular component (GO): membrane
Molecular function (GO): G protein-coupled receptor activity; olfactory receptor activity
Source: RefSeq, a predicted model, not a curated record
AUGGAGAACGGCAGCUCGGCAUUCUACCUCUCCACGUUCGAAGCCUCCUACUCGAUGCAAAUGGUCAUCUUUGGCCUCUGCCUGCUGCUCUAUGUGAUCACAGUUGUAGCCAACCUGCUGGUCUUCGUGGCGGUGCUCAUGUGCCCGGAGCUGCACAAGCCCAUGUACUUUUUCCUGGGAAACAUGGCGUUGGUCGACAUCAUCGGCUGCACGAGCUCCGUGCCCAAGCAGCUGCAAAUCCUGCUGACGGGCGACACCAAAAUCCUGUACGAGUCUUGCCUCGUGCAGAUGUUUUGCGUUCACGUGUUCGCCAAUUUCGAGUCGCUGACGCUAUCGCUCAUGGCUUUUGACCGUUACGUGGCCAUCUGUCACCCGCUGCGCUAUCACACCAUCGUCACAGCCAAGAAGACGCUCGGAGUCUUGGUGCUGAUUUGGGUGAUUGCCUCGCCGGCCUGCAUGGCACUCGCGCUGCUCGUCACGCCGCUAAACUUCAGCGAUGACAAUCGGAAAAUCCAGGGAUAUUUUGUGAUCACAUGGGCGUCAUUGCAUUGGCUGAAUCAGACAUCAAGGUUAGCAAUGCAUAUGGGACGGCGCUAA